Dendronephthya gigantea is the source of this 2610-nucleotide messenger RNA. RefSeq lists its product as uncharacterized. The transcript has 2 exons. Lineage: Eukaryota; Metazoa; Cnidaria; Anthozoa; Malacalcyonacea; Nephtheidae. The coding region runs from base 124 to 2046 and encodes 640 amino acids. The record is from RefSeq and is a predicted model, not a curated record.
CAUGCAGCAAUACUAGUUCAUUCAGCUGAACUCAAAUCUGGUUGGGAGAAGUUUUUGGCCAAAUACAACAGCUUCAAAAUUCACAAUCAACGCAACUUUGAAGCAAUUAAACAAGGCUUAAAAAUGAAUAAAACAAUUCCAUCUUCAAAUUACGAUAUUACGAUUGUUGGAGCAGGUGCUUUUGGUACAGCUGUGCUUGGUCAACUUAGUCUUUUAGUGAAGGCCGCAGGAUCGUUUCGCAUACUAGUCGUAGAGGGAAUGGAAGAAUUUGGUCCGGGGUUACCCUACUCCAAGGAAAUGACAAUUCCAGAUCAUAUUGUGAAUAUUGCAGCCGGUUGCACUCAAAUAACCGCAACCUACAUUCCUGUGUCUGAAAGAUCCGAUUUUAUUGCAUGGCUUCAGUCGCUAACUCAAGAGUGCCGUGCUUCGAUUGGCGUACCGGAAAGUAAGAGCAGCACAGAUUGGGUGUAUCGUCCAUUUCCCAGAUAUAUCGUCGGUUUGUACCUUCAAGAUAGAUUCAAAUCUUUCUGCAAGACGCUGGCACGCAAAGGUUUUGAAGUGGAUUUGAGAAAUCUUACAGAGGCUACUUCAAUCAAGCCUGCUAACCAUGACUCAAAACUUGGCUAUGAAAUCACAUUGGAUGAUGAAAGUACUGUCUUUACUUGCACCCUUUUUAUCGCCACGGGGCACUGGAGCCAGAAUCGCCAUCCACAUUUUUCAGCGUGGAUACCUUCAGUUUAUCCACCACGCGUGUUGCAAGAGAGAUCACAGUCGAAGACAAGCAUCGGGAUUUUGGGAUGUUCUUUAUCCGCUAUUGAUGCCGCACUAGCUUUGGGGAAGACAAAAGGUGUUUUCCAGCGAGUCGGCAAAGAGAAGGAAAAGAAACUGACCUUUUUGCCUUUCCAAGGAGAGGGAAAAUUCAAGAUGAUAAUGUAUGGUCGCAAAGCAAUUCUUCCCCAAGUGAUGGGAGUGGUCGUCAAUAAGAUCUUCUCAUACAAGCAGUUGAUUCCGGAAAAGCUUAUUCCAAUAAUCACAGCAAACAACGGUUUCCUUCCUUUAGAAAAGUUUUGGUCCCUUCUGAAGAAGGAAAUCUAUGACGAAGUUACCCAUUUGCACCCGUAUUUUCCCGAUGACUGGGAAACUAUUUCUUUGGAAGAAGCAGUGAACAGGCUCAACAUGUACCUACGGCAGACGAAUUACAAGGAAAGACUCAGUAAAGAAACAGAAGAUGCGAAAGAAAGCCUAAAAAGUGGCAUCCCUUUACUUCUGCAGAACGUCUUUUACCAAUCAUACGCCAUCUUCGAUGAGGUGCUGAGUUAUUUCACUGCUGAAGAUAGAAUGCGUUUUGAAAACGUGAAAACCGAGUUGCAUCUGUUAAUCGCGCCCUUUCCUGUGCAAAAUGCAGAGAAGAUACUGGCUCUUAUGCAAAGUGGCUUCCUUGAAAUUCAGAAACUGGGAACUCAGUACACGAUUACUGAAACACCCGAGACCAAGCAAAUCAAGAUUUCGUGGACCGAACAGAAUCAAUGUUUGGAAAACACCCAUGACUUGGUUAUUGAUGCGCUGGGACAAUGUGGUGAUUUUGAUAAAGAUUCGUCGCCUUUGACAAAAUCCCUAAAGAAGCAUAACCUUCUACAAGAAGUUCUCGUCCCGUUUGGCGAUUCGAAAAAUGCCCAAAACCAUUCCAAACAUCCACAAGUGGUUCAGAGAAAUGGUAGAUAUUUCUAUCGUCCGGAUGGUGCUCUUAUUGAUAUACGUAGUUUUUCCCUAGUACCUUCAACAGAUGUUACUUUAGCCUAUCCAGUUUACUACAUGGGUCCUCUUACGCAAGGUCAAGUCGCAUUUCCUCAGGAUUUGAGUGUUGUCACUACAGCAGCUGAGCGCUCAGUUUCCGACUUAGUAAAACGGGGAAUCCUUGACAAAGGUAUCAAUACCUUUUCUCCAGAAGAUCCUUCUCCUAUGUACGGCUGGGUACUUAAUGCAAAGGGUGACCUAAACGGGCAAAUGAGAUUAAUGACGGAAGUACUAAAAGUACACAAGCGAUAGGUUGAUAGAAGAUUCUUUGUUCAAUCUUCGAACGAAAGAGACGUAGUUGCUAAUUUAGUUUAAACAAUUUUCUUUUUUAACUUGUAUACUAUGAACAGAGACAAGAUAGGCGGAUGCUUUGUAACAUUUAGCUCUUAUUCAUUAGCUGUUGGGUUGUCCAACUCCAACCCAGUCCCUUUAAAAAUAGAAUUUUAGUUAAAAGCUGCUUUUAAAUUGCUGACAAGAUUUCGGCCUUGCAAGUAAAAUAAAAAACUUUUGUCAAAUUUUCGUUAUUUUUAAAAAUUGUUUUCAGCAAGGAUACUGUGCAUGAAGUAAAAAUAAUCAUCGAUAAUUGCGGAUGCCAAUAUUCAUAUAUUCAUAAGACUAGUGAUUGCAACGACAACAGAUUUCAAAAGAAAUUGAUAAUGCAGAACAUGAAAGUAUGCAUGAAUAUAGUCCCCCCCCCAAUUAUCGAUGCUGGCUACGCCACUGAACAUAAUGCGACAAUUAAACCUUUUCAGUUGCCAACCUUAUCCGAAUAUACUACAAAGUUAGUAUGCAAUAUAUACUAAAACGUAUGUGUAA